AUGUUUUUAUUUGAAAAUUGGAAAUACCAUCAAAUUAUAGAAAAAAGUAUUGUUGUUUUUGUACAAAAACGUUUUACAGUUUGAAAAUCAACUCGCGCAAAUAAUCAAAACAAUUUUUUUCAAAAAAAAAAGUUCUAUUAGACAAUCAUUUUUUGCAGGUUCUUGCACCAACUCGAAUAACUCCAUCGCCAGUGAGCAAUGUAAAUUGGAAUUCUUCACCAGUAGCUGCUCAAAUUAUAGCCAAACAACCAAAACCAAUUGAUCCAUUUGAUGUUCAAUGGAGUCGAUUAGCAGUCAAUCCAGCAGCUGAAAAUGCAUGA
Caenorhabditis angaria is the source of this 320-nucleotide messenger RNA. NCBI's taxonomy places the organism in Eukaryota, Metazoa, Nematoda, Chromadorea, Rhabditida, Rhabditidae. The record is from the annotation of a GenBank genome assembly.